AUGUUGGAUAAAGGAUCAGAAUCUGAAGACAUGAAUAGCCAAACUCCAACUCCUGACAGAUCCUCCUCUUCUGACGGAAAACUGGUCAAAACUUGUGUUGAUUGUGGCACCUCAAAAACCCCCCUUUGGAGAGGUGGCCCUGCUGGCCCCAAGUCACUGUGCAAUGCAUGUGGGAUUAGGAGCAGGAAAAAGAGGAGAGCGUUAAUGGGCGUGAAUAAAGAGGAUAAGAAAUCCAAGAAAUCAUCAAGUAGAAAGAACAUCUCUAGCAAUGAGAGUAGUACAAGCAUGAGUGGAGAUAGUACCAGCAGCAGCAGCAACAAAGGGGUUGGUGAUUCUUUGUGGGUAUUUGGUAGAGAUGUGGGAUUGCAGAGACCAAGAUCAAAUACUGCUCAAAAGAGAAAGUUGGGAGAGGAAGAACAAGCGGCUUUUCUUUUAAUGGCAUUAUCAUGUGGAUCUGUUUAUGCUUAG
Molecule: messenger RNA, 468 nt
Organism: Fraxinus pennsylvanica
Lineage: Eukaryota; Viridiplantae; Streptophyta; Magnoliopsida; Lamiales; Oleaceae
Source: the annotation of a GenBank genome assembly